This is a messenger RNA of Trichoderma asperellum CBS 433.97, 12326 nucleotides long. RefSeq lists its product as uncharacterized. Gene Ontology annotation, biological process: DNA repair; regulation of DNA-templated transcription. Gene Ontology annotation, molecular function: protein binding. The record is from RefSeq and is a predicted model, not a curated record. Gene Ontology annotation, cellular component: NuA4 histone acetyltransferase complex; SAGA complex; nucleus. Lineage: Eukaryota; Fungi; Ascomycota; Sordariomycetes; Hypocreales; Hypocreaceae.
UUCAAACCUCCAAGGCUGCGGGCCGCAAGCAUUCCAUACUUUUAUCCGCCAACACUCCCCAUCCGCGCUCUCAUAGCAACAGGCGGCCCAUCGAUCCCUAGAGAGAUUCUAUAUAUUAAUUCUCUGUAUUACUCCAACCAACACCAUCUCUGCCAGCCUCUUCACGGCGCGUUCUCGUCCCGAUCCUCGUCCUCAGCCUUGCUGCGAUUUCUCGGUUUAGGCAUCGCCUCACCAUCCCUUCCUCGGAUGGAAGGCGGAGCUGCGUCUCGCGGACGCCGAUAAUGCAGCCAUGUCGGGAACCACUAUUGACGAUGUCGUGAAGCGACUUAGCACCCCGGAAUUAGAUGCUCGGCUGAAGGUGGAAGCGGCGACCACCUUGCGCGACAGCCUGGACGCUUACACCAAUGGCCCUAUCUACGAACCCUUUUUGAAACGCUUGAUGCCCAUAUUCAUAAACAUCUUACGCGGGCCAUGCAUCUUUCAAAGUAGUUCUCCGGAGCAGAAACUCCGAAAUUGCAUCCUGGAGGUGCUACACCGGCUGCCAACCGCCAUGUCCCCCACCGAACCGUUCAGACCAUAUGCCGAAGAGAUUGUCGAUUUACUUAUGCAGCUGGUUCGCAUCGACAAUGAAGACAAUGCCACACUAUGCGUCAAAAUCACGUCCGAUAUUAUGCGCCACCAACAUCAAGUUUUGCAGAACAAGGUCCAGCCUUUCCUCUCGUUGAUCCAGGAGCUCUUCGAUCAGAUGGAAAAAGUCGUCAAGGAACAAUUAGAUAAUGCGUCUCUCGCUCCGAACCCCCAGCCCGGUGCACCGUCAACACCGGGAAGCACGCACGCCAAUUUCCAAUCUCCCCGACCAGGCUCUCCUGCAGCUUCAGUGCCGGAGCUGGGUGCCGAUCCCCAGCAACAGAACCGACCGCUUCUCAAAGGAAUGCAAUCCUUCAAAGUCCUUUCCGAGUGUCCCAUCAUUGUCGUUUCAAUUUUCCAGAUAUACCGCAGCACAGUUCAGGUCAAUGUCCCCAAAUUUGUUCCGCUCAUCAAGGGCUUCCUCUCUCUUCAAGCAAGCGCUCAGAAACAGGCCCACGAAGAUGCUGCUGCCAGAGGCGAUAUACACACAGGAGUGAGUGCGGGUAUUAAGAAUCGGGCCGCUUUUGGCGAUUUUAUCACGGCGCAGAUCAAGACCAUGAGCUUCCUGGCCUACCUCCUCCGCCAGUACGCUUCACAGCUGAAAGACUUUCUUCACUUAUUGCCCGAUAUAGUGAUUCGACUACUUAAAGACUGCCCGCGAGAGAAGUCGGGUACGCGAAAGGAGCUUCUCAUUGCUAUCAGGCAUAUCAUCAAUUACAACUUUCGAAAGAUUUUUCUCCCCAAAAUCGAUGCGCUUUUGGACGAACGCACGCUAACUGGAGAUGGCUUGACGGUUUACGAAACGAUGAGGCCGCUAGCAUAUAGCAUGUUGGCUGACCUGAUUCACCAUGUCCGCGACUCAUUGACUCCGGAGCAGAUUCGCAAAACCGUCGAAGUAUAUACCCGGAAUCUUCAAGACAACUUCCCUGGAACUAGCUUUCAGACCAUGAGCGCGAAACUUCUGCUGAACAUGGCUGAAUGCAUCGCGAAGCUUCCCAACAAGGUGGACGCAAGACACUACUUGAUGAUGAUCCUCAACGCCAUUGGUGACAAAUUUGCUGCCAUGAAUCGACAGUACCCGAACGCUGUGAAGCUUUCCAAGCUAUACCACCAACAGGCCGAGGCUGGCGCGCCUGAAUCAUAUCUUGCUGAUAAGGAGACACCGCCCGACUGGGACGAAACCGAUAUCUUCUCUGCAGUACCCAUCAAGAUUUCGAACCCCCGGGAUCGAGGAGCUGACCCAGUCGGAGACAACAAAUUCCUGUUUAGAAAUUUGAUGAAUGGGCUGAAGAACACGUUCUACCAAUUAAGAACUUGCAACAUCGGCACUCCCAUCGACCCCCAAAACGCACCACCACACUGGCAAGAAGUCGCUUACGGCUUUACGGCAGAGGAAGUAAACGUAAUCGUCAAAUUGUUUCGGGAGGGUGCAUAUGUUUUCAGAUACUACGAAAUCGAAAGCCCCGCCACAGAGAAUCAGUAUGUAUCACCAGUUGAGUACAUGGCCAAUUUCUACAUGGUCUCAAGCAGUAAGGAAGAGAAAGAUCUGCUGGAAACGUUUGCUACCGUUUUCCAUUGUAUCGACCCGGCUACCUUUCACGAAGUAUUCCAGCAGGAGAUCCCGCAUCUUUAUGAUAUGAUCUUUGAGCACACGGCCCUCUUGCAUAUACCCCAGUUCUUCCUUGCGAGUGAGGCGACGUCGCCUAGCUUUUGCGGUAUGCUUUUGCAAUUUCUUAUGGAGAGAAUCGACGAAGUCGGCUCAGCAGACGUCAAGAAAUCCUCCAUCUUGCUGCGGCUCUUCAAGCUGGCCUUUAUGGCUGUCACCUUGUUUGCGACACAGAAUGAACAAGUUUUGCUACCUCAUGUCGUCAACAUUGUGACAAAAUCGAUAGAGUUGUCGACAAAAGCGGAGGAGCCUAUGAACUACUUCCUUCUUCUGCGUUCUCUUUUCAGGAGCAUUGGCGGCGGUAAAUUCGAACAGCUCUACAAGCAAAUUCUACCUUUGCUCGAGAUGCUCCUGGAUGUUCUUAAUAACCUUCUCAUGGCCGCGCGAAAACCAUCAGAGCGAGAUCUGUAUGUUGAAUUGUGCCUUACCGUGCCGGCGCGACUGAGCCAUUUGCUGCCGCACUUGAGCUUUCUCAUGCGUCCAUUGGUUGUUGCUCUUCGGGCCGGGACCGACCUUGUAGGGCAAGGACUUCGUACGCUGGAGCUCUGCGUCGACAAUCUCACAGCCGACUACCUCGAUCCGAUCAUGGCACCAGUAAUCGACGAGCUCAUGACCGCCUUAUUCGAUCAUCUGAAGCCUCAUCCUUAUAGCCAUUUCCAUGCGCAUACGACCAUGCGGAUUUUGGGAAAACUUGGAGGCAGAAACCGCAAGUUCAUGACGGGUGCUGUUCCUCUUGCUUAUACCAGCUAUGCCGAUGAUCCUUCGAGUUUUGAUUUACGGCUUAUUGGUUCCAAGAAGGACAGAGCAUUCCCGGCCGAACUUGGUAUCGAUUUUGCUAUUCAAAAGCUGAUGGAUAUACCCAGGAACAACAAGAAUAGCCAAAAUCGACAGUAUGAUGAUUACUACAAGAAGCAGGCUAUCCAUUUCAUCAAAGCUCAGCUGAAGCUGCGCAUCGGCUUUGAUCAACUGCCUGAUGAUUUCCCAAAGAUUGUUAGACUCCAGGCACAAGAUUUUCUGAAUCGCAAUAUGGAUAUCAAUUUCGCGCCCUUCGAAAUUUCAAGCCGUGAAAAGUCUAUUCCCAAAAAGGAUGAAGAGGAUAAAAUAACCAAGAAACUGCUCAAGGCAGUCAUGUUUUCGCAAUCAAUACCGGAUGUUAAAACCGAGUCUAACGCUUUCCUCCUUGACGUUUGCCGACAUUUCGUCCUUAUCGAAGUUGGUCGAUCCUUGAUCGACCUGAAGCGAAACUAUAGCCCCUUUGAUCCCAAAGCAGGCGAAGGCCCACUGACGAUCGAUACUCGUGUCCUAUCAGACGCCAUUGUUGAGUCUCUAGCAUCUGACCACCCCGAUGUCCGCGAAGCAGCGCAACAGGCGAUCCGAGAGCUUUAUAGCUGCACAGCCCUUAUUUUUGGCUCAGAUGUCAAUGUUGGCCGGCUUCAGUUGUUCAACCACCUAAGUAACACAUUCUGUCAUAGCUGCUACGAGGAGGAAUGGUUUACAAAGACAGGAGGAAGUCUUGGUAUUAAUUUCUUGCUUACGGAGCUUGACCUUGGCGAUGCUUGGGUCGCAUCAAAACAAACCGAAUUCAUUCGUGCUCUCAUGUAUGUCAUUAAAGACAUGCCCCUAGAUCUCCCUGAGAAGACGAGGUGUCUUGCCCAGACCAGCCUUGAAGUUUUGCUUCGGCGAAUCACCAAGGACAUCAAGAAAGCGGAUGCCCUGCCAGUCCAACAGCAACCAGGCCAACCGCAGGUUAAGCAGCCCCGCUUGGCCCAAAUUUGCAUGCAGUUCAAUAAUGAACUUUCACAUAUGAAUAAGUUUGUCCGUGAGACUGCCAAGAACUCGUUGGAGCUCAUUGCGAAAGCCGCUGGUUGUGAGGUGUGGGAACUAGUCGAGCCAUACAAGGAUAGGUUUCUUCAGCCCAUAUACGCCAAGCCCCUUCGUGCUCUCCCUUUCCCUAUCCAGAUCGGAUACAUCAACGCUAUGACCUACCAUAUGAGCCUGAAAAACGAUUGGGUUACUUUUGAUGAGAAUCUCAACCGCCUGCUGAUGGAGUCUCUUGCAUUGGCUGAUGCCAACGACGAGUCCUUGGCCAACAAACCUGCCGAGUUCAGAACGCAUGAGCACAUCGUCAACCUACGAGUUUCCUGCAUCAAGCUUCUUUCCACUGCAAUGACAUUUGACGAAUUUGCGAACAACCCUACUAAAGGCAAGAUACUUUCCGUAUUUUUCAAGUGUCUCUAUUCCGAGUCGAAGCCUACGAUUGCAGCGGCAAACGACGCCCUGAAGUCAGUGCUGGCUGUUGAUAGACGCUUGCCGAAAGAUUUGCUCCAAAGCGGUUUACGCCCUGUUCUACAGAGUCUAUCAGAUCCCAAAAGGCUUAAUACACACGGGCUUGAUAACCUGUCAAGGCUGCUGAAGCUUCUCACUAGCUACUUUAAAGUAGAGAUUGGUGCCCGUUUGCUUGACCAGAUUGAGUCUAUAGUUGAGCCCAAUGCCUGGCAGCAAAUCUCCUUCACAUUUUUCGAGCAGCAUCCUCAAAUGAAAGUCAUAACCGCUAUUCUCAACAUCUUCCAUCUCCUGCCUUCGCCGGCGGAAGCUUUUAAGGAUCGCCUGAUCGAUUGCUUUCUUGGCCUUGAGGAGCGACUUCGACGAACUCACCAGAGUCCAUUCAGGCUACCGAUGUUUCUCUACUUAAACAGAUACCCCAAGGAAAUUUGGGCAUAUUUACUUGGCAAGUUAGACGAUUUGAAAUAUGGACGACUUCUUGCUCAGGUCCUUCUUCACCCAGAUAGUACGCCACUGAGAGAGACGGCCGUGGAGAAUUUAGAAGGUUUGAUUGGAAAAUGCAACGAGAUUGCCGCGCUGAACAACGACAAAAAAUACAUUGCUAUUGUCAAUACGAUCCACAUUCUGCACUCUAUCGGACAGUUCCCUGCUUCUAGUGGCUGGAUGGAUAAGAAAGAGCAUCUCGCUUGGCUGAAGGCCAUUGGAAAAAACCUCGAAGCCAACAUUCGUGGCUACUCGCUCCCAGCGGCUCUUCGUUUGCCUGGAUACCAAGCGGCCGAGCAGCUCAUGAACAUUCUCGUCAAAUCGCUAGAGAGAUCACCAAAAGACCUGGAUGCCUUGUUUAGUUUGGUAGAGUCAGUUGCUACGGAGGAGCUUCGCUCCACGCAACCGCUGUUCUCAUUCAUCUACGAGAAGAUCAUCGGCAGUGACUCUCUAGAAUUUUGGAAGUCGACGUUCCUUCGCUGUCUUGACGCCUACUCCGGAAAGACUGCCUCAAAUAAGACGAAAUAUUUCCUACUCCAUUAUAUCGUUAAUCCUAUUGUCGCCACAGAUGUUAUGCGGCACUGGAACCAGCCAGAACAAAACCGGGCUCAGAGGCUGAUGGAUCGAUCGAUAAUCGAUGCUGUGAGCGCCAAGAUUUGGAAAGUGCACCCUGAGAUGACGCUUGACGACUCAGCACAACCAGGAAUCGAUCAUAUCCGAUUUGAAGUACUGCAACUAUCCGCAAUGCUAGUUAAAUAUUACCACACGACACUCCAGGAAGCGCGAAAAGAUAUCAUUAAGUUUGGUUGGACUUUUAUUCGCUUGGACGAUGUCAUCAACAAACAUGCGGCAUAUGUAGUGAUAGGAUAUUUCAUUGCCCACUACGAAACGCCUCAAAAAAUUGUCAGCCAGGUAUACAUGUCUUUGUUGAAGACCAACUCUAAUGAAGGCCGGGCUUUAGUCACCCAAGCCCUUGAGCUCAUUGCUCCAGUUCUUCCUAAACGUUGCGGUACGGGUCCAAAUGAACGGAGCACUCAAUGGGCUGUGGCACCGCGCCGCGUAUUGGCCGACGAGGGUCAAAAUAUGCAGCAGAUGACAAGCAUCUUCAACUUUCUCGUGCGACAUCCUGAGCUUUUCUAUGAGGCCAGGGACAAAUACGCCGUCCUCAUCAUCACAUGUCUUAGAAAGGUUGCCGCACCACCGAAUCCUUCUCACGAAAGCAAGAAGCUAGCUUUGAAUAUGAUGUGGCUCAUUUGGACAUGGGAGCAAUGGCGGAUUGAGGGUAAGAAAUCACCUCUCGUAUCAUCAAGAUCGCUGUCUGAGUCACCAACGUCGAGAAAACGGAAGUUGGAUAGCGACCAGCCAACGAUUACGUCGCCAACGUCGGCGAGGCAGACGGCCGCGGUAGAUCGUCCAGAGUAUCAAAUACCACCCCUGUUCCGCCUCAAGAUGGUUAAGUAUUUGGUAGAAUUUAUUGCACAGCUAAAUGAGAGGUAUCAACUGCCUUCUGCCAAACCUCGUGGACCUCCAACCAGUGCUCUUCCAGUAUCUGCACCCAUGACGGAGCUUUGCAAGAAAGCCAUGGCACUCCUCUAUAAUCUCGUGCAGCCUCAAUGCUGGGGAGACCUGGAUCUCGACCUAUUCCCAAAUGUCACCGAUGUCAUCCUAGCUCAUGAAAAGACACAGACAGUUCUCAACGCUGAUCCUUCGGACAAGGAAAAAUAUGACGAAAAAUUCCUUACAAAUAUCAUCAACACGCUGCAAGUUGUCCGCAUAAUUCUGAACUUCAAGUCGGACGAGUGGAUUCAAAGGAGCAUCGCACCUAUCCAAAAGGUUUUGGAGAAGUGCCUGAAGUCUGAAAAUCCGGAGAUUCAGGAUUGCUUGCACCUCUCCAGCAAGGAGUAUGAUGAUGGCCGAGAGCUGAAGUCCACCAUCAGACGCAUUCUUGAUGCCGUACCUGAAGAUACGCCCAUGGAAGAUGCGGAUGCAGAAGGCGAGUCUGAAGUUCAAACAUCUGAAAUCGUUGCCUACCUCUCCCAGAUAGCAACGGAACAGAUGAAUAGCAACCUUUACGUCUCAGGUGUUAAUAUCUUAUGGUCUCUGGGCAAUCGAAAGCCUGCAAUCAUUGAUCAGCACAUUCCUUCGCUUAUGAAGGCUAUGCAAAGCAAACACGCACGAGAGCAUGUGCAGCAUUAUAGUGCUUUGGCAAGCCAAGCAACAGGAGUCCAAAGAAGUCAAGAAGCGAACGGAAAUACUGGAGAACUCUCUGCGUAUGAGCUUGAGAUGCAAACAAAGUUGAUGAUCAAGGAAAUCCAGGUCGUCGCAUUACGAAUGGAGACUCUGGGUGACAAUCGGCGACCCUUUUUGAGCGUUUUAGCAACCCUUGUGGAAAAAUCUAUGCACAUCGAACUCUGCACAGAGAUCCUUGGCAUGGUAGAGGGCUGGGUCUUUAGAUCUGAAGGCACUUGGCCGACUUUGAAGGAAAAAACGGCCGUCUUGCACAAGAUGCUCUCCUUCGAGCACAGACAGGAUCCGACAAUGCUAUCCAAGUUCUUGGAGUUGGUGAUUCGGAUCUACGAGGACCCAAAGAUAACCCGGACGGAGUUAACUGUGCGUAUGGAGCACGCCUUUCUCAUUGGGACACGAGCGGUGGAUGCAGAAAUGCGAAAUCGGUUUAUGGCUAUUUUUGACAAGAGCUUGUCUAAAACAGCUAGCGUUCGCCUCUCAUACGUGUUGACAUCCCAAAAUUGGGACACUCUCGCUGAUUCGUACUGGCUUGCCCAAGCCAACCACCUUUUGCUGGGAGCUGUGGAGAUGAACACAAAUAUACAGCUUCAUGCCGAUGACUUCAAGGUAAUCAGCGCGUCCCAGCUUGCUGGAGUCUAUCCCAAAGACAACACUAGGGAGCUAAACAUGAUGGAGGAUGAAAAAUUUGAUGCUCUCAUGGCUAACCAUCGACGGUUCAUGGCGGAAAUUGGCGAUGUAAAGGUCCGUGAUAUCAUCGAACCGUUGACGCAACUACAACACAUCGACAACCAGCUUGCCCAUCAGCUUUGGGUCGUCGCAUUCCCAAUCUACUGGUCUGCGACUUUGCGUGAUGAGAGGCCUGAGCUUCAACAUGGCAUGGUUUCGCUGUUGACGAAGGACUAUCACAGUCGCCAAAUCGACAAGCGACCAAAUGUCGUACAGUCUUUGAUAGAAGGAGCAGCAAAGACUUGGCCCGAGUGUAGGCUUCCUCCGCAUGUCUUGAAGUUUGAAGCAAAGACGUACGAUGCUUGGUAUACGGCUCUAGUACAGCUUGAGAACGCGGCUAUUAAACCUGGUGGCGACUCGGCUACCGUUCGAGAGAGCAACCUCGAUGCGCUUGUUGAUCUCUACUCGUCUCUACAAGAAGAUGACCUUUUCUAUGGGACUUGGCGUCGUCGUUCACAAUUUGUGGAGACAAACGCUGGCCUUUCUUAUGAACAAAAUGGAAUGUGGGACAAAGCCCAGAAACUUUACGAGGCAGCACAGAUCAAGGCCAGAACUGGCGUGAUCCCGUUCUCUCAAGCCGAGUAUAUGAUUUGGGAAGACCACUGGGUUCUUUGUGCUCAAAAGCUGCAGCAAUGGGAAAUCCUUCAAGAUUUUGCCAAGCACGAAAAUUUCCAAGACUUGCUGCUCGAAUGCGCCUGGCGCAACACGGAUAUGUGGCAGGAUGAGCAGCACCGCGAGGCUCUGGACAAUAUCAUCAAAGGAGUCAUGGAUGCUCCCACCCCACGACGAGCUUUCUUCCAGGCAUUCAUGUCUCUGCUCAAGUUCCACAAUCAACUAGAAGCGGCAACCGAUUUUGCCCGCGUGUGCGACGAAGCCAUACAGCUGUCUAUUAGAAAAUGGCACCAGCUUCCCGUCCGAUUAACCAAUGCCCAUAUUCCCCUGCUUCAAAGCUUCCAACAAUUGGUAGAGCUGCACGACGCCAGUGUCAUCUGUCAGAGCUUAGCCAAUACCAAUGCAACAAACCUCGACGUCAAGUCAGGAGAGCUGAAGCUGCUGCUCGGAGCUUGGCGGGAUCGUCUCCCCAACGUAUGGGACGACAUCACUGCUUGGCAAGACUUGGUUACCUGGAGACAGCAUAUUUUUAACCUUAUCAACCAAACUUAUCUUCAGCUGCUUCCACAGCAAGGCCAGCAAAACGCUGGCGGUGCUUCCUUUGCUUACCGUGGCUUCCACGAGACGGCCUGGAUAAUCAACCGGUUUGCUCAUGUAGCCCGGAAACACAGCUUGCCAGAAGUGUGCAUUAACCAGCUCAGCCGUAUCUAUACCCUUCCAAACAUUGAAAUUCAAGAAGCCUUCUUGAAACUCCGCGAACAAGCCAGGUGUCAUUACGAGAAUCCCGAGGAAUUGAACAGCGGAUUGGAUGUCAUAAACAACACAAACCUGAAUUACUUCAACCCCCAGCAGAAGGCCGAGUUCUACACGUUGAAGGGCAUGUUCCUCGAGAAGCUUAAACACAAAGAGGAAGCUGAUGCGGCUUAUGGUACAGCUUUGUAUUUUGACAUUGGAGCGGCAAAGGCAUGGGCCGAGUGGGGAUACUUCAAUGAUCGAAGGUUUAAGGAGGACCCGGCGGAUUUGAACGCAGCAAGACAGGCACUGACGUCGUACCUGCAAGCAGCCAGCAGUUACAAGAAUGCAAAGUCACGGAAGCUCCUUGCUAGAAUUCUUUGGCUACUGAGUCUAGACGAUUCCAAGGGCUCUAUCGCUGCAGGAUUUGAUGAUUUCAAGGGAGAGACUCCAACAUGGUACUGGAUCACAUUCAUUCCACAGCUGUUGACUGGCCUGGGAUAUAAAGAGGCGCCAAGAGUGUAUCAGAUCCUACUCGGAAUCGCAAAGUCGUACCCACAAGCUCUCUACUUCCAACUCAGGACAAACAGGGAAGAUAUGAUGGCCAUUAAGAAAACUCAGGAAGCCAAAGAAAAGGCGCGACUUCGAGCUCAGUCUGUUACUGCUAACGGCAAAGCUGGCACUUCUCCUGUACAGACGAAACAAGAGGCACCGAAAGCUGAGGGAAGUGCAUCACGACCGGGUACAGCCACCGCGGGCGAGGCAGCUCAGGUCAAAACUGAAAAUGGCGAGGCUAAUGGUACAACAUCGGCGACACCUGCACCCGCAAACGGUGCACAGGGAGGCCAAGAGCAACCGCAGUCUCAAGCCCCGGCCCAAGGCCAGGCGCAAGCUCAGCCAGCGGCCCAAAAUCAGAAGAGACCGCCUUGGGAGCUGACUGAGGAGAUUAUGUCUGUUCUCAAGACAGCAUUCCCCCUGCUAGCGUUGUCAAUGGAGACCAUGGUGGAUCAGAUCCAAAAGCACUUCAAAUGUCCACCGGACGAGGAUGCAUACCGUCUCAUUGUGGCGCUACUCAACGAUGCCCUGACAUACGUUAGUAGGACACCGUCUUCGUUCGCUAAGAGUGUUAAGCUCCCCUCGGCGACAGAAACAAACAUCACCCGAUUUGCCGAAACGAUCUUGCCAAACCACAUCAAGAAGUCGUUUGAAGCCGACUUUGUCGAAGUGAAGCCUACAAUGUACGAGUACAUUCACAAGUUGAGGCGAUGGCGAACAAAGUUUGAAGAGAAGCUGGACCGUAGAAUUGUGCACACCCCUCUGGAAGCGUUCUCUCCUCACUUGAGUGAAUUCCGGUAUCAAAAGUUUGACGAAGUUGAGAUUCCUGGGCAGUAUCUGCAGCAUAAGGACAAGAACCAGGACUUUAUUCGCAUAGAACGGUUCUUACCUAACGUUGAUUUGAUACGAUCUGUCAACGCGUCGUACCGAAGGCUCAAAAUGCGUGGUCAUGAUGGCAGUAUUCACUCUUGGGCUGUCCAACACCCCGCUGCCAGACAUUGCCGACGAGAAGAGAAGAUCUUACAGCUCUUCAGACAUCUCAACCAAACUUUAAGCCGCAAGAAGGAGAGCCGACGACGAGACUUGCAAUUCACUCUGCCACUGAUGGUUCCCUUGGCACCACAUAUAAGAAUUGUGCAAGAGGAUACGUCAUAUAUCACAUUGCAUGGUGUUUACGAAGAUCAUUGCCGCCGCAUGGGCAUGUCUAAAGAUGAACCAGUCUUGUUCACACUGGAGAAGCUCCGAGGGGUUCUUGAGUCUAAGGGAGGACAGUCGAAACCCGAACUGACGCCUACGGCACGCUUGGAAGUAUUCAACGCAAUUCAAGAGAAGUGGGUGCCAUCAACUGUGGCGUUGGAGUAUUUCCAGCAAGCCUUCCCGCAAUUUGCCGAAUUUUGGCUAUUCCGAAGACAGUUUUCAUAUCAACUGUCGGCAUUGACGUUCAUGACCUACAUCUUGUACAUGCAUAACCGAUACCCGGCCAAGAUGAAUAUUGCGCGUGGAUCUGGUAACAUCUGGGGCUCAGAGCUUAUGUCUUUUAUGAGUGCAUCCAAGCCGUUCUUCCACAACCCAGAGCCAGUGCCAUUCCGCCUCACGCCGAACUUGCAGACGCUUAUGGGGCCUCUGGCUAUGGAGGGAAUCUUUGCCUGCUCAGUCAUGGCGAUUGCACGGUGCUUGACGGAACCGGAGCAUGAGCUCGAGCACGCAUUGACUCUGUUUGUCAGGGAUGAAAUGAUGUUCUGGCUGAUGAACAGUCAUAGGAGCGGUAUCAGCGAGAACCAGCUCCGUGACUCGGUUCAGCUAAACAGCGAUUCUAUUGUGAAGCGAGCCAUCAGCUUGGCGCACAACCCUUCGGGCAACUUGCCUGCGAAUCAGACAGUCAUUGACGCGAUCGCUAAGGCUGUAAACCCAAUGAAUCUGGCGCAGUGCGACGCUUUGUGGAUGCCAUAUCUGUAAUAUCUCACAGAAAAUGAAUCUCUGUUAUAAACACAAAAUAGGAAAAAAAAAUGCCUUGUUUUAUUUUUCUCUUCGCCAUUUAGGACUGGAAGGAACAGACUUGGGAGGAGAGAUGAGGGGGUGAGGAAAUGUGUGUAAAAGGGAGGAAUUGCAAAUUUUGGUAUUAUUCCAUUCAGCAAGGCGUUGGACAGGAUGGAGAGGCUCGAGUGUUUUUUUCUUUCUUUCUUCCAUUUUUUUCUUCUUCUCUUCCUUUUUCUUCAUGCUCAUGUUUUCUUAUAAUAAAAAUUAGGAGGACGAGGAAGCGUGCUCAGGUAACGUGUAUUCACGACAAAACUAGAUUUUGCUAAUGAGGGAUGCGGGUACGUUGAAUCGGUUUUUAUGGAUUCAUGAGAGAGCAUAGAAUUGGUAAAUUGCAAAAAGUCUUAAUAUUGAUACCGCC